AGAAGUAGAAGGAGGAAAGGUUAGCUCACCGCUGUCGUCGCUCCCUCUUAUAUACUUCUCCCGGAAGCAAGUUGAUUCUGAGACCUGCUGAUAUCUCCUGAGUUGUCUCUGCUCCCGACAAACUUCAUCACUCGUGGUAUAUGCAAUCCGUGAUUCAAUUCUCAGUAUGACCACUCUUGUGCCAGGCCCGUAUAGCAACGACGACGCCCCUUGUACGACCAGGCAAGCCCCGUCAUAUCGAUUCUCGUUACUGAAAAAGUCCUCACAACCACCUUUCUUGAUAAAACCGUUCACGUCAAGUCAACGCUUGACCCCCCCCCCCAUAUCGAUUCAGGACGACUCGCGUCGCGCCCGAGAGCAAAUACCACCCUGCCCUUCCCCCCAACGUCUUGAAUCACUCACCCUCUGUGCUCCCAAGUCAGCCCCCCCUUCUAACAUCAUGCAGAGAGCCAGUCGACGGACGAGCGUAAAAGCAGACAAAGAGGCAAACACCGACUCAUCACGGCGCCGAAAAUGUCUUCAUUUCAAUCCACUGCCCCCCAACACCACCAUCAUCAUAACAGGGCCGCCAAUCCCCCUUCGGAACCAGAGACGUCUCUCCCGCCCUUAGACGGGUAUCUCCGCCCCGUCCUGCUGGCGUCCCGUCUUCUUCUCCGUACCGACAACGA
Messenger RNA from Sodiomyces alkalinus F11, 668 nucleotides. RefSeq lists its product as hypothetical. The record is from RefSeq and is a predicted model, not a curated record. The transcript has 2 exons. Lineage: Eukaryota; Fungi; Ascomycota; Sordariomycetes; Glomerellales; Plectosphaerellaceae. The coding region runs from base 167 to 610 and encodes 147 amino acids.